AACGAUGCCUACCUCUUCGAAUGAGUCGAUCACUAUUUUCCAUGAUCGCGGCCCCGGUAAGGCCACCACCGGCCCCACCGGCCAUCUCUACUCCUCCGACGCAAACUACGACUAUGAAUCCCUCUCGCAUUCACCUUCUCCUGAAACCCACCCCGUCGGUCCCUCCAAGGCUGUCGCCGCACUGGCCGAAGGCCGUCAGCAGCUUCAGCCGGCCAUCUCGCUGAAAGCUCAAACAUCAAGCUGUGCCAGCAGUGAAACCAGAGCUGAGACCUGCGUGGACUACCGAUCGACUGAACGCGAUGGAUCCGAUACGCAGACCUUGUUGAUUCAGCGGACAAGGAGCGAGGCCACAUCAGCCCCAACAGCUGGAGCUUCCAAUCUUUUGACUAUCUCCACUGACCACUCUCCAGGGUCGUCGUCUACUCCCUCCCAAAAGGCUACAGCCAAGUCCACUGCCACUGAGGAAACGUCGAACACCCAAACAACCCCUCCGACAACUCCUGGGAGCACCUUGGUUGUAACACAGAAGGUUUCUGCUACUGUAGACGAGACGUCGCGCAAUAGUCCGUUCUUUGCCGAUACUUCUUCUGUCGACUUUGCCCUUCUAUGCAACAAAGAUCUAUUUUCUGAACACGCUAUGCUGGAUCUGUGUAAUGUUGCCUCGCCUGUGCAGCUUGCGGACGACGCCGUGAAACGGUCGCCGGCUAAUGAACAGAACGCACACCAGCAGCCCAGCGAUGUCGCUCACGACGUGUAUCUGGCUGUUACCGGGGAAUCUCAACAACAAGCGGGGCAGAGUGCGAGUGCGACGAUCGUUCCGUUGGACCACGAUGGCAACCCACAGCACCCAUCUGCCAUCAACCCGCGUCUUUUGCGCAGGAGGCCACGAAUCCCAGCAAAAUACGCGUCUACGAAUGCCACAGCGGCACGAACGGCCGCUUUGCCGAACGAGAACUAUCACGGCGUAUGCACGCCCCCCGUCCACCCACCGCAGAUGGGAACAGCCCCUCCUGUACCACCUCAACUUUCCCCUGUGCAAGUCUUUCAGAAGUACAACCAGGCGCACCAAUCGCCUGCGCCGGAGCCUCUGGCGCGAGAGGCGUCCUGCAGCGUAGCCGAUACGAAUGCAGGCGCGGCCUAUCGUUACGCAUACUACGACCAUGCAUGGGAUUACACCCAGCCUCGCCAGGCUAUUCCUCCGCAGGAGAUUAUCGAAGGCAGCAAGGGAAAAUAUGAACUAGCCGAUCAUCGACCCCAAACGGAAGGGACGUGUCAGGUCUCCGCUCACCCCGCUGCAGGAUGGAAUUCUACCCAGGCGCACGAGUUCCCAGGGCAAUUCUCAAUGCUAGAGAGCGGUUCAUCCACGGGCAUACAGACAGCAGCACACGAAGCGCUAGAUGCGAGAGUCUGGUGGCAGGCCACUUCUAGCUUUUCCGCCGCUUCUAAUUCCGUCACCUCCGACUCCUCUGUCGCUAUUGAUUCUACGUUUCCCAGUCCUCCUCUAUCCUCUCCUAUCACCGCCGCUCUCGUCGCAUAUACCCGUCCCCUCCCCCCACCCGUUUCCGUCGCUCCUGCUGGUUACCCAUCCUCGAACUCGUCCAUUCAUGGAUCCACAAACAACCAAGACCGAUACUCCGCCGUGAUGCCUGAAUAUUCAUGUUACGCCACUUCCAGUGAGGGAUCGCAUCCGAGUAUCCUGAAUGACCCUUCAACGAACUUGUCAGGUUUAGGACAGGACGCUUCGAGGACUCCCACCGACAGCAUCUCGAUGUCUCACAAUGCUUCUUUCAGCCUUUCUGGGGCUACCCAGAACGUUGGGGCUUAUUGCCAGUCACACCAUCAGCUUCACCAGCAGCAGAGCGCCCGAAAUGGAGCUACAAGCGUAUUACCUGACUGGAGUCUUAUGAACGAACUUGAUCAGUUCAUGGUGCCGUCUUGUGACCUUGCGGCGUAUGCAGGUACGAGCAGGGUGGCGACAUCCGACCAGACUACGACGCAUAGCACAGCGACUCAGUCGCAGCAGCUGACAUUCGUGGAACCCUCGGUUACGGGCGGCAACUAUGCUUCUACUUGGCCCUUUUUCUCAGAGGCUACGUAUACUUCUGGCACGAAUUUAGUGACAAAUGUUCCAUCACUACUCCCAGACAACUCAUCGCUGCCUUCCUCAAGAUUCAACAUGGACUAUCAGCCUGCGCUCCCUCCAGCUCCGACGAUGAUGCCGCCGCGGCAGCGGCAGCCUUCGACAGAGCGUCGCACUGCCCACGGCGGGGCUCCUGUAGCUCAGAUGAGCUCUCAGAAUCGCCUUCCUCCUGGUCCGGCUGCUCCUUCGACGAGGCGUUCCCAGCGCACCCCGUCACAGACAGCUGUGGAUACCGGGAGGAGGCCGCGCCAGAAACUUCAGGACAUCGACCUUGCACGAUACGGAGCAUACAUGAUUCGUAGGCCUGCCGCUCGUCGUGACACCCUCGCCCAGACCGGUUCUUCCGGCAGCACUUCGCAUGACCGCCACGCAUUGGCCAGCCAGUGGUCUCUCCCGUCCAUCGCCGACCUUGUUCCAGGCAUCAGCCCAAUCUCGGAGGCGUGCGAACCUCGGCGGCCUGUGCAAGUCUCUCAGGAGGCUCAGACUGGUCCAAGUCGUCUCUCUCGCACCUCGUCUUCACGCACUGGGUCUGGCAACGUGCACAAUCCCGCCUCUGAAGCUGGGCCCUCUGUGGCGUCUGCGUCCAGAGCGUCUACACCACGGGUGCCCAGCCCUGCUCCUCGGCAACCUGAAGCCGGAACACUUGCCCCGCGCCCUGCGAAAGAGAAAGAGCCUUCCGCGUCUAAGCGGUGGGAGGUGUGUCCGAUUGAAGGCUGCAGCACGGGUGGUUAUCCGCGGGGCACCAAGGGGGAGCACGUGCUUACGGAGCACGCCCGGUCGGUGGGCGGCGAGGGCGACGAGGGCGACCGAGUUGAGUGCCUGAUCGUGUCGGAUGGCGUGCAUCCGCGUGCGUACGAGCUGUCCAGCGGCUCGUUUCUCAACCACGUCAACGAUGUUCAUCUGCGGAGGCUUCCGGGGGACGUGGUCCGGUCGCGAAAGAAUGCGCCCCCGCCUCCCACCGACCUUUCCCGCAGGUUAGGCAAGAGGCGGCGCGAGCACGAGCCCUCGUCGACCCCUGAGGAGAAUCUGUCCAGCCGCAAGAAGAGGAAGUAGCUCGUGGUGUAACGUCUCUGAAUCCGCUACCUGUCAUACCUGUAGCCUUUGUACCCAUCUAUAUGCCU
Messenger RNA from Phanerochaete carnosa HHB-10118-sp, 3261 nucleotides. RefSeq lists its product as uncharacterized. Lineage: Eukaryota; Fungi; Basidiomycota; Agaricomycetes; Polyporales; Phanerochaetaceae. The coding region runs from base 5 to 3193 and encodes 1062 amino acids. The transcript is spliced from 5 exons. The record is from RefSeq and is a predicted model, not a curated record.